Messenger RNA from Plasmodium reichenowi, 561 nucleotides. RefSeq lists its product as hypothetical. Lineage: Eukaryota; Apicomplexa; Aconoidasida; Haemosporida; Plasmodiidae. The coding region runs from base 1 to 561 and encodes 186 amino acids. The transcript has a single exon. The record is from RefSeq and is a predicted model, not a curated record.
AUGCCAAGUACACAAAUUUUCCUUGUGCUAAAUUUUUGUGUGUGUUUUUUUUUCUUUUUUGUUAUAGAUUUAUGUAUAAAUAAAAACAUUUUUAUAACAAAUUACAAUAACUUGUUCAUUAACAAUAUUGAGCAACUAGAAAGAGGAAAGGGCAAAAAAAAAUUGUGUAUUCAUUUUAUAAGAACGAAUAAUAAAAAUUGUUAUCAAAAAACGUUCUGUAACAAUAUAUAUAAUAAGAAAUAUAUUGUAUUAAAAGCUAAAAAAUUUGAUCAAAAAGAAUUGAAAAGGAGAAAAAAUUACCAAUAUGCCAUGAAACAUAUGUAUGAUAAUAAUGGAAGAAGAAUAAAAGAUAUAAAUAAAGAAAAAAAAUCUUUAAAAAAAAAAAAACUAUUUGAUUACGACGGUUUUAAGGUAGAUAAAAUUUUCACGCAUCUUAGUGAAGAGGAUAUGCAAGAAUUAAGAGAAGAAGAGUUGAAAAGAAAAUCAGGAGAAAUUUUACAUAACAAUAAAUAUAUAGAUAACUACGGAGUAGAAACAGAAACUGAUAUAGAUAAUAUAUAA